UGCAAACGGCUUCCCCAAUGCAGUCUCCUCAUCUUUCAUCUCCUCUUUGACGAAGUGACAGGUUAUCUACGCCUGUGCGCUGCGUAAUCAUGGAAGUAGAGGAUGGGCGCCAUUUCCCCAAUGCUUUUGAAGAUUACAAGGGAGAGGAGCUCCUGUCUUCUGGAGGACAGAUUAGGGAUGACUUCAGAAAAAGGUUGAUUGAGAACAUCGAGAGGUUGCUGCGAGCGUUGGAGACCAGUUUGUCUGAAGGAUACGACGAAGGAGACUACUCCAUUUAUACUGGCAGUUCCGGUAUUGCAUUAUUACACUUACAUCUUUACAAGGUGCGAGACAACUGCCAGGAUGAUCGCCAUCUUCACUCGGCGCUGGGUCUACUCAAACGCCCUCUACGCCACCUCAAGCAAAAACGAGUCACGUUCUUGUGUGGCGAUGCAGGACCACUCGCAGUCGGUGCCGUCAUCUACAGCAAGCUGCAGAAGAAGGCAGAAUGUGAAGAGUGCUUAAAACGGUUGCUGUCCCUUCAAGAUGCCGUCAUCAAUGACCCCAACCUUCCUAACGAGGUGCUGUUUGGACGUGUUGGCUACCUAUUUGGUCUACUAUUUGUAAGGCAGCAUCUUGGCGUUGAGGCUGUCAACAGUUCUAUAUUGUCCAAGGUGUUCAGUACUGUGAUUGAGUCCGGCCGCCAUCUUUCAGUCAGCUCUGAUUCACCGUGCCCCCUUAUGUAUGAAUGGCAUGAGAAAAAAUACCUCGGGGCAGCACAUGGUCUGGUCGGAAUAUUUUACAUGCUUAUGCAGUGCCCAGAAGAAGUCUAUAAAAAUGAUUUGAAUGAUUAUGUGAAACCGAGUAUUGACUGGCUGAUGAAUUUGCGGUUUCCUUCUGGAAAUUAUCCCUCAUCUAUUGGCAGCAGCACAGGAGAUAAAUUGGUUCAUUGGUGUCAUGGAGCUCCAGGAUGGAUUCACAUGUUCGUCAUGGCUUAUAAGCGAUUUGGCGAUCCAAAAUACUUACAGUGUACAAAAGAGUGUGCAGAUGUUCUCUGGACGCGUGGUUUAUUGAAGAAAGGAUAUGGUAUCUGUCACGGGACUGCAGGCAAUGGUUAUGGACUCUUGGCCGCCUAUAAGCUUACUAAUGAACCAAAGUAUCUAUUCAGAGCCAUGAAGUUUGCUGAGUUUUGUUGUGAUUAUGGCAGCCAUAAUUGCAGAAUUGCUGACCGACCUAAUUCACUUUUUGAAGGCCUGGCCGGCACCAUAUAUUUCUUGGCAGACGUCAUUGAUCCAAGGAACAGUAAAUUCCCUGCAUUUGAACUCUGAUUCUCGACAGUUAACUUCCUUACUUGAGUCCAGCGUGAUGAUUUAAAGCCAUGAAAAGUGUGAGAGUUUUGGUUCUCCUUUCUGUAACUCUGCAUAGAGACAGAAUGAGUUGUUGGCCCGCAGCUGCAAGGUGGAUGUGGAGAGGCUGCCUCCUUGAAGCGUCAUCACCAAAGCUUGGAUACAACUUUGGUCUGAACCCUAGCCCAAGAUCCGUCUGGCAUGGUUGGAUCUGCCUGGGGCCGGGCUCCCGCCAGGCUAGCCAUUUGGGUUAUAGGGGCACACAGGCAGGUGCACCACAGCAAGGUUAGGAUCCAACACACCUGCUUGGCAGUUAAGAUGGAAUAAUGGGAUGACCUAAUACUAAAAAUAUUCAUAAAGCCUUGUACAUCCCAGGUCCUUGCUCUAGGAGAAAAUGCUGUUAAAGGACCUGUUGAGAUGUUGAAAAUGGCUUUGUCAAGCCAGUGCAAUAUAUUCAAGGCUGUUUUAAAGGAAAUGUGUUCAUGGUUAGACGAGGACCUGUGAUUUCAGUUCAAUGGAGAUGAUUGUUCGAGCCUGUUAUAGGAGACAAAUUUGAGUCGAAAACUUACAAGCUUAAGUCAGGCUCGGAUUUGAAAGGUGUCUAUUAUAUGCAAGUAUCCGGUAUAUGUGGGGCCGUUAUAUGCGAGGCUUACUGUGUGUAUAAACGUGAACUUUAAAGUACAUAUGUUGUCAGAAUUUAUGUAGUUAAAAUCAACUUAAA
Molecule: messenger RNA, 2046 nt
Organism: Lineus longissimus
Lineage: Eukaryota; Metazoa; Nemertea; Pilidiophora; Heteronemertea; Lineidae
Product: lanC-like protein 2
Exons: 9
Coding region: 90-1307 (405 amino acids)
Biological process (GO): peptide modification; carbohydrate metabolic process
Cellular component (GO): plasma membrane
Source: RefSeq, a predicted model, not a curated record